This is a messenger RNA of Paramacrobiotus metropolitanus, 1050 nucleotides long. RefSeq lists its product as uncharacterized. NCBI's taxonomy places the organism in Eukaryota, Metazoa, Tardigrada, Eutardigrada, Parachela, Macrobiotidae. The record is from RefSeq and is a predicted model, not a curated record. Bases 1 to 1050 code for a protein of 349 amino acids. The transcript is spliced from 3 exons.
AUGUACCGGCGUUCGAAAAACCAAACCGUAUUGUCUAAAACCUCUUCGUGGUCCACACCGAAAACACCUUCGGUGGAGUCAAUUACGAUCGAUAUUUCGUACGAACGAAUACCAGAAUUUCAAAUGUUUGAGCUGUUCUGCAAUCCCGAUUUUCCUGGACUUGUCAAUAUUGCCUCUUUUGAUGAAGACGAUAGCCCGAAUGCCGGCGAUCACGAUGCAGUGCAACAAUCACCGGCGCUGCCGUCGGAUGACCGUGAUGAAGCAGAAAGCAGCCAAGCGGAGAGCGUGGUCAGUACUUUAGGAGAACUGCCCAAUAUCCAGAGAAAAAACUGCUAUUUCUACCGGGAACGCGAGGAAGCGCGACAGCUGCAUGGCACACAAAGCAGCUGCGCCUCGGUCAAUCGGCCGGCCUGUCGGCGUCCGUCCGCCGCGGCGUUGGAGUCCCGAGCCGAGUCGCUCAAGCGACCGGUCCGUCAUCUGGGAUCUUUACUGGUUUUAACGGCCGAUUACGCACAAGUACGGCCCGAUUGGGAAAUUUGCCGGGAAAUUUUUAAUAUUACUCAUUACGCAAAAAACGGAAUCAUGAGUAAUCAUUCAGCGCAGGAAAUUCUCCAGCAACUUAGUGACAAAGAAGCAAACUACAAAAAAGACCUGAGCAAAGUUGCACGAGCGUCAGAUAUCAAUCUGGAAACGUUCUUUCUCAUGCAUUUGGAAUCAACGGAACGAUUGCAUCUAGUCAAUAACAAUGACCCGUUAUGCCGUGCGGCGUUUUGGAGGUCGACAGUGCAACGUGCUUCCCAGUGGGCAUCGCUGGACAACGCGGAGGACAUACUGCAACGGCUGUUACACGAUAACCUUAUCGAUUUAACGGAAACCACUGAGGAUGUUAUAGCGGCGCUUAACCGCUAUGGCUACAACCUUAUUCUAUUGGACGAUAUUUUCAAGCUUUUGAAACCGGAGAAAAAAACAUUGCAGUACUACGAACGGCUUUCCGAAGUACAGCGGAAAGUUCGCCGAGCUACAGAAGUGGCAAAGGUCAGUUUAAUGUGA